Molecule: messenger RNA, 3630 nt
Organism: Fonsecaea pedrosoi CBS 271.37
Lineage: Eukaryota; Fungi; Ascomycota; Eurotiomycetes; Chaetothyriales; Herpotrichiellaceae
Exons: 4
Coding region: 1-3630 (1209 amino acids)
Biological process (GO): intra-Golgi vesicle-mediated transport; retrograde vesicle-mediated transport, Golgi to endoplasmic reticulum; endoplasmic reticulum to Golgi vesicle-mediated transport
Cellular component (GO): COPI vesicle coat
Molecular function (GO): protein binding; structural molecule activity
Source: RefSeq, a predicted model, not a curated record
AUGGCGUCCCCUUCAAUGCUCACAAAGGCAAGCCCUGGCCCUUCGUCCUCCGUUUUGACGUCUCUAACCUUUGAGCUAUGGGACUAUCGCAUGGGAACCCUGAUUGACCGCUUUGAGGAACAUGAUGGACCAGUUCGCGGGAUCGAUUUUCACAAGACACAACCACUCUUUGUAUCAGGAGGAGAUGACUACAAGAUUAAAGUCUGGUCCUAUCAAACCAGGAGGUGUCUCUUCACCCUCAAUGGUCACCUGGAUUAUGUCCGGACAGUCUUCUUCCACCAUGAGUUGCCUUGGAUCUUGUCUGCCUCUGACGACCAGACAAUCAGAAUUUGGAACUGGCAGAACCGGUCUUUGAUCUGUACAAUGACCGGCCACAACCACUAUGCCAUGUGCGCACAGUUCCACCCCAAGGAAGAUCUCAUUGUCUCCGCGUCCCUUGAUCAGUCUGUCCGAGUGUGGGAUAUAUCAGGACUAAGGAAAAAGCACUCUGCCCCGACCUCGAUGAGCUUCGAGGAUCAGAUGGCACGAGCAAAUCAACAACAGGCUGAUAUGUUUGGCAAUACGGAUGCUGUUGUCAAAUUCGUUCUUGAAGGGCACGAUCGAGGCGUCAACUGGGUCGCUUUCCACCCGACUCUGCCUUUGAUCGUGUCCGCAGGCGAUGACCGAUUGGUCAAGCUAUGGAGAAUGAGCGAGACCAAAGCAUGGGAAGUCGACACCUGCCGAGGACACUUCCAAAACGUGUCUGCAUGCCUGUUCCAUCCACAUCAAGAUCUCAUUUUGUCCGUGGGUGAGGACAAAACUAUUCGUGUCUGGGACUUGAACAAGAGAACUUCCGUCCAGUCAUUUAAGCGGGAGAAUGACCGGUUCUGGGUGAUUGCGGCCCAUCCAGAAAUCAACCUGUUUGCUGCCGGCCAUGAUAACGGUGUCAUGGUCUUCAAACUCGAACGAGAGCGGCCUGCAUCCUCAGUGUAUCAGAACCAGCUAUUCUAUAUCACAAAGGACAAGCACGUCCGAUCUUACGAUUUCACCAAAAAUGUCGAGUCCCCGUCGCUGCUGUCACUUAGGAAGUUUGGCAGCAAUUGGGUCCCUCCUCGUACGCUCUCCUACAAUCCGGCAGAGCGAUCGAUCCUGGUCACCUCGCCCACAGACAACGGCACUUACGAGCUGAUUGCCCUUCCUCGAGAUGCCACAGGGGCUACUGAACCUACUGAUAUCAAGCGUGGAUCAGGGAAUGCCGCAGUUUUCGUUGCCCGCAAUCGUUUUGCCGUUUUCAGCACAUCUACUCAGCUGGUUGAAAUCAAAGACCUGGGUAACUCAACAACAAAAUCCUUCAAAGCACCUGCCGGCACGACUGAUAUCACAUAUGGUGGCACUGGUUGCCUCCUUCUCAUCUCUCCCACAAACGUGGUUCUCUAUGACAUUCAACAGAAGAAGCAGCUGGCAGAACUGAGCGUUACUGGUGUCAAAUAUGUUUCCUGGUCAAAUGAUGGUCUGUAUGCUGCUCUGCUCAGCAAGCACAAUGUCACCAUCGUCAACAAAUCGCUAGAACAAGUCAGCACCCUGCACGAAACGAUCAGAAUCAAGAGCGCAGCCUGGGACGAUUCAGGCGUUCUGCUUUACUCAACUCUCAACCAUAUCAAAUACACUCUGCUCAAUGGUGACAACGGCAUCGUCAGAACACUCGACCAGACGGUUUACCUCGUCAAAGUCAAAGGACGUAAUGUCUACUGCCUCGACAGAUCCUCCAAACCCCGUGUGCUCACCAUUGACCCAACGGAAUACCGCUUUAAAUUGGCUCUCGUGAAGCGUAAUUACGACGAAAUGCUUCAGAUCAUCAAGACCUCACCCCUCGUCGGGCAGAGCAUCAUUUCUUAUCUCCAAAAGAAAGGCUAUCCCGAGAUCGCUUUACAGUUUGUGCAAGAUCCCCAGACGAGAUUCGAACUCGCCAUUGAAUGUGGCAACCUGGAAGUGGCCACAGAAAUGGCCAAAGAGUUGGACCGACCCAAAAUCUGGACACGCUUGGGCACCGAAGCUUUGGUUCAUGGCAAUCAUCAGACCGUGGAGAUGACCUAUCAGAAACUCCGAAAUUUCGACAAACUCUCAUUCUUGUACCUUUGCACGGGCGACGAGGAAAAGCUGACGAGAAUGGCCAAAAUCGCCGAGCAUCGCGGAGAUUUUGUCUCCAGAUUCCAAAAUGCUCUCUAUCUCGGUGACGUGGAGAGCCGGAUCCAAAUGUUCAAGGAGAUCGACCAAUAUCCUCUGGCUUAUCUCACUGCAAAGUCUCACGGAUUGAUCGAAGAAUGUCAAUCAAUACUCGAGCUUUGUGGGUUGACAGAAGACCAAAUCUCGAUGCCUGAGGCGGGAGAAGGUCUUGCUCCUCCUAAAGUCAUUGUACCUACCUACAAAGCGAACUGGCCGGUCAAGGAGGCAUCACAUUCGUCAUUUGAGAGAGCGCUUCUCGGCGAGGUGGGCGUAGCAGUCGAUGACGAAACAAGCCCUGAUCUCCUCACCGAGGACGUCCCCGCUGCUGCCGACGGUGACGGGCUCGCAGCAGAUGAGGAUGCGGAUGCUGGCGAAGGUUGGGACAUGGGUGACGACAUCGGGCUCGAGGCCACGGGGAAUGACUCGGAUUUUGUCAAUGUCGACAACCCGGAUGCACCUGCAGAAGCUGCUGGGCCGGGCAGCUCAGAGGCAGAUAUGUGGUCGAGAAACUCUCCACUAGCCGCGGACCAUGUCGCAGCAGGCUCUUUCGACAGUGCCAUGCAGCUGCUGAACCGUCAAGUUGGGGCGGUACAUUUUGAGCCCCUCAAGUCGAGAUUCUUGGAGAUCUACCAGGCGUCUAAAACAUUUCUGCCCGCCAAUGCCGGCUUGCCGCCUAUUGUGAACUAUGUUCGCCGCACCACCGACGAGACGGACAACCGAAAGCUCCUGCCUGUCAUUCCCCGAAACCUGGAGACCCUCAACAAUGUUGAGCUACAAGAAGGAUACACGGCCAUGAGGACAAACAGAUUGGAGCAAGGUGUCCUCACGUUCCGGCGACUGCUGCAAUCGCUUCUUGUCAACGUCGUCAGUUCGCAGGCACAGGUGGACGAAGCUAAGGCGCUGAUUACGAAAGCGAUGGAGUACACGCUUGCGAUGAGCGUUGAGCUUGAAAGACGCCGGCUUGCGGCUGAGGGUGGUGAGGCCGAAGCACAACUCAAGCGACAGCUAGAGCUUUCGGCAUACUUCACCAUGCCCAAACUCGAAGUCUCUCAUCGGCAACUGGCUCUGAUGGCAGCUAUGAAAUUGGCAUUCUCGAACCGACAGUAUUCCAGUGCAUUGUCCUUUGCAAAUCGCAUCCUAGCCAAUGGUGGCGCGGCGAAAUUGGUUGAACAGGCAAAGAAAAUCAAACAACAGGCUGAGCGGUUGGGAUCUAGCGACAAGAUCGACAUUGAAUACGACCAAUUCGCCGAUUUCGACGUCUGCGCCGCUUCCUUCACUCCCAUCUACACCGGAGCACAAAGCGUGUCAUGUCCAUUCGAUGGAGCCAAGUAUCAGAGCCAGUUCAAGGGACAGGUGUGCAAGAUGUGCGAGGUUUGCGAGAUUGGUGCCGCCGCUAGUGGUCUGCGAUUAUGGGUAAAGGGUCUAUGA